GCGCCUCCUCGCCAGGAGGCAGCCUGCGACGGGGCCGCUGCGCGUCUACGUGGGCCAGCCGACGUUCAAGCCCGCCAGCGGCUUCGACAAGCACGACAUCAUGGGUCCGCGGCCUGCGGAGGACGAGGCGGUGCCGGGCCUCAAGAUUUGGUUGGAGAAGAUGGGCCUCGAG
Molecule: messenger RNA, 172 nt
Organism: Prorocentrum cordatum
Lineage: Eukaryota; Dinophyceae; Prorocentrales; Prorocentraceae
Source: the annotation of a GenBank genome assembly